Molecule: messenger RNA, 1594 nt
Organism: Cydia amplana
Lineage: Eukaryota; Metazoa; Arthropoda; Insecta; Lepidoptera; Tortricidae
Exons: 1
Coding region: 459-1415 (318 amino acids)
Biological process (GO): lipid metabolic process
Cellular component (GO): membrane
Molecular function (GO): oxidoreductase activity, acting on the CH-CH group of donors
Source: RefSeq, a predicted model, not a curated record
UAUCUGUCAAUAAUUUCCGUAUUAAUUAGAUUAUAAACGGUGAUUUUGGAAAACCCACGUGGAUUUUUACUAAGUUUACGGGGUUUUUGGGAGGAAGGUCUAUUUGCGCAUGCGCGAGUGGCCUCGACGCGCGUGCGUGUUGCAAACGUCAUGUCUAUUUCAGUAGUGCAAUCCCUCGCGCGAGAACACCCGCUGGAACGCACACUUCCAACAAUAAAUCAUACAAACCUGAAGAAAACAAAUUAUAUCAUAUUUUACUAUUAUGUUUCGGAGUCAUAUGUGUUCCUACUCAUGUCGAUCGCUAGGUUAACUCUCACUCCGCAGUGCCAUACAUUUUUAAAUAGAUAAACAAGUGAACACCGAAAUGCGGCAAUGCGACAUAGUCAUGGGGGAAUCGAUGCAGCCAGUAUUCUUUGAGGCCAAAUUGUCAAACAUUUAGUGUCAAAUAAUUAAAUAAGAUGGAACCGUUCAUAGACAGGAACAACUUCGCCAUCAGCGCGAUGAUGACAGUUGCCAUGCAAAUUCUGUUCUUCACGAUAGCGUCGCUAUUCCAGAGCGAUAAAGUGACGGACUUCACUGGCGGCGCUAACUUCAUCAUCAUUGCCUUGCUCACUUUCUUCCUCGGACAAGGUGGAAAUCACCUCAAAAACUACGAUAGUAGACAGCUGAUGGUGACCACAUUUGUGUGCCUCUGGGGAGUGCGUUUAUCUGGGUACCUGAUAUACAGAAUUUACCACAUCGGCCGUGACAAGCAAUUUGAAGACCGUAAGAGUAACACAUUGAGAUUUGCCGUCUUCUACAGCUUCCAAGCCUUCUGGGUUUUCAUCGUGAGUCUACCCGUUAUCAUUAUUAACUCGCCUCAUCACUCGUUUCCUAAAUCACCCAAAACUAUGACCACGCUUGACUCGGCCGGCGCGGGAGUAUUUAUAAUUGGUUUGUUAAUAGAAACAUACGCAGACCUACAAAAAUUUGCCUUUAGGCAAGACCCAGUGAACCAAGGCAAGUGGUGCAAUGACGGUCUGUGGGGUCUUUCCAGACAUCCUAAUUACUUCGGCGAGGUAGUACUCUGGUGGGGUAUAUUCAUUAUAUCGCUAAACGUUAUCGAAGGUAUCGAAUGGAUAGCUAUAUUAUCGCCAUUAUUCACUACGACUAUCAUAUUAUUCUUAUCUGGUAUACCGUUGCUAGAACGAUCGGCGGACGAAAAAUACCGUGAUAAUCCGGAUUACUUAUAUUAUAAAGCAUCCACGUCACCUCUGAUACCGAUACCUCCGGCCAUAUAUGUGGAAGUGCCGAAGUUUCUGAAGUGCAUAAUGUGCUGCGAAUUUCCUAUUUACGAUUCCACGAGCGACGACUUCCCAGUCCCCACGAUUGUGACGGAGACGACAAGCGUUUCAAUGGUUCAGUCUCAAACAUAGCUAACACACGCCGCGCGCGAGGAGGCCGCGGCGAAGCACGACCAUCGCUCACAGCACAACCACAAGCAAUUGUGAUACACGGCUGAUGACAGAACCGAACAGAAAAAACACCCCGUCUCGCUCCCGCUAAAACAGAACAACACCACCGAUAUGAACCUCUAUAAUAGUUAUAUGGAAAA